Messenger RNA from Glossina fuscipes, 7151 nucleotides. Its product is annotated as unconventional myosin heavy chain 6-like. Gene Ontology annotation, biological process: signal transduction. Gene Ontology annotation, molecular function: ATP binding; cytoskeletal motor activity; protein binding. NCBI's taxonomy places the organism in Eukaryota, Metazoa, Arthropoda, Insecta, Diptera, Glossinidae. The record is from RefSeq and is a predicted model, not a curated record. Gene Ontology annotation, cellular component: myosin complex; cytoskeleton.
AACUAUGGAUAGUCUAAGAGUGGGAGUUGAUGAUAUGACUGACAUUCCGGAAAUCGAUGAGGCUGGAAUAAAUAAUAAUUUAAAUUUGCGAUAUGAAAAUGAUAUUAUAUACACUUAUACAGGUUCUAUUCUAGUUGCAGUGAACCCGUACAAAUGUUUAAGUAUUUUUAAUAAGAAUUAUGUCUUUAAAUAUCGAGGACGAAAACUCGGAACUUUGGAUCCACAUAUAUUUGCUUUGGCUGAAGCUUCUUAUAGCAAUAUAAUUGACGACAACGUUAAUCAGUCCUGCGUUAUUUCGGGAGAAUCUGGGGCUGGAAAAACAGAAACCACAAAGUUUAUACUUCAGUAUUUAUGCGCAGUAACAUCUGAAGUUUCAACGUGGAUUCAACAACAAAUUUUGGAAGCGAAUACAAUUUUAGAAGCAUUUGGAAAUGCCAAAACAACAAGAAACGACAACAGUUCUCGGUUCGGAAAAUUUAUGCAGGUGUGUUUCGAUUCUAAGCACUGCAUUAGCGGAUGCGUGAUUCAAGACUAUCUAUUGGAACAAUCACGCAUAACGUUUCAAAGCCCGGGUGAAAGAAAUUAUCAUGUCUUAUAUCAACUUGUUGCCCAUGGUCAAAAAAACCCCGAAAUGGCGAAAGAGUUACAUCUUAAGCCAACUCAUAUCUAUCGAUAUCUUAAUGCAUCGGGAGGCAUGAAGAAGGAUACCGAAAAUGAAGCAAAAAAAUUCGAAGCAUUAACAAUGGCUUUUACCGUUUUGCAAAUUCCGCAACAAUCUAUCGAUGGCGUAUUUAAAGUGCUAAGUGCCAUUUUAUGGCUGGGAAAUUUAGAGUUUGCAGAUAUCGACGGAGAGCGUUGUGAAUUUCUAGACGAGGAUUUCAAAAUUUGUGAACUAAUAUCGGAACUUUUAGGUUUGAAAUUUGUCGAUAUAACCCAAGUAUUGCAGCAUCGACAAAUUAAUGUCCGCGGAAAUAUAACCGAGAUACCGCUCAAGUUACAAGAGGCGCGCGAAAACCGUCACGCUAUGGCAAAAGCUUUGUAUUCUAAAACAUUCGCUUGGUUGGUAUCAAAAAUUAACAAUUGCACAAACCCAGCUCAAGAAGGAAAUCGUUUUUUGGGUGUAUUAGAUAUAUUCGGGUUUGAAAAUUUUACUCAAAAUUCUUUUGAGCAAUUCUGCAUUAAUUACGCCAACGAGAAGCUUCACAAAUUUUUCAACCACUAUGUGUUUGCACUAGAACAAGAUAUUUAUAAACAAGAGGAAAUUAUUUACGCCCAUGUUGAAUUCACUGACAACUCUUUGUGUCUUGAACUCAUUGAAAAGCCACCACGAUGUGUAUUUAAGUUGCUGACUGAGCAAUGCCACUUGCCAAAAGGAUCUGACGCAGCUUAUUUAAGUAAUAUGCAUGCGGAGUUUGAGUAUAACCCGUAUUACAUCAAGGGAAUUGAUCGUCGACAUUGGGAAACAGAAUUCGGGGUGAAACAUUACGCUGGAUCAGUAAUUUACACUGCAGAGGGAUUUGUGGAAAAGAAUCGGGACGUUCAACAGGAUGUGUUGUUUGAUUACAUGAAUCGAAGUACGAACAGCCUCGUUAGAGAACUGUCAAUGUUUCAGGAAAUGCAGAAUGUGCACUGUUCAAAUACGAUUCAAAGGGGAACAUCGAAAGCAAAAAUAACCGUAAGUGACAAUUUCAGGCAGCAGCUGCAGUCGCUAAUAGAUGUUUUACAAAACACGAAACCUUGGUACGUUAGAUGUAUUAAGCCCAACUCGGAAAAGCUGCCUAAUAUGUACAACAAAUCGCUUGUGCUGGAUCAGUUGAAAUAUUUAGGAAUGUUAGAUAUAAUACGUAUUCGUCGAGAAGGCUUUCCAAUUCAUUUUACUUUUUCGAAUUUCAUUUUAAAAUACAAGUCGUUGAUAAAAAAUAAAAAAAGUGAACUAUUUAGUAUUCAAGUGAGUCGCAUAAUGUCUGAAUUGGAUAUUCCACAAUCCGAAUGGCAACUAGGAAAAUCGAAAAUAUUUCUCAGAACAAAAGCGUACGAACCCUUAGAAGACAGUCGAAAACAUAUAAUUAACACAAAAGCUUUGAUAAUUCAAAAAAAUUGGAAGCGCUACGUUCAACAAAAAAGUUAUAUAAACGUACGAGGCGCAGCUCUGAAAAUUCAACAUGCGUAUCGUGGAUGGAAACAACGUAUAAAGUUUUUAAGAAUUAGACGGGCUGCUGUCGUAAUUCAAAGCCGACUACGUGGUGUUUUUGCAAGAGAGGUCGCAACGGCUUUGCGCGAGAUGCGACGAGUAGAUGAGGAAAUGAAAAAAAGAGAAAAGUCUUUGCAAGAAAUAGAUGACAACGAUACGUACAAAGCUCUCGAAGAUUGCGAAAGACUCGUUGAGGAAGAAAUUAGGGUUUUGUCACAUAUGGCCGAUCAAAUUAAUGUUAUACAUCUCAAUGCAUAUCAGCCAGUUCCCAAGACAGAAGAUUCAAAUUGCAAUUUUAAUAAUGAAUCUUUCGAUUUGGAUAAUUUAUUUGCGUUUUUAAGCGAAGUUACGAAUAAUCCAGCGAAUCCUAUCCUCGACGAAUUAAGCGAUAAAAUGGAUAACCUCGUGCAGGACCUUGAUGUAGAGUUGGAAAAUUGCAGUACUUUGGAAUCGGGCAGCUCAAAGUUGUUAGUAAUUAAAGGAGUUUCGACACUACCCGAGCCAACCAUGCCACCACCACCUCCUCCCUCCAACAAUAUAAACCUUGGAGACCAAGUUGAACCAAAAAUUGUUACGGACUCUAUUCUCAACGAAGCUAAAGUCGAGCCUAUAUACGAAGUUGUCGUUAUUAAUAAUGACGUCGCAAAUUCAAAUACAAUUGACAAUUAUAAAGAAGAAUCGAAUGCCACAACUGAUAAAUCACCAAUUUUACAACACUCCAGUUCACACAUUGUAAGCCCUAAAAUUUCAUACGGUGAUGUACGAUCGGGUUUUCUUACUGAAACCAAUAAUCCGUCGAAAACUACAAAUCUUCAAGAGGGACAUUGUGAUCGCGAGCAGCGACGAAAAUAUAGAGUGAAAAAAAAAUUAGAAAUGCAUCAGAAAACAGCUGAACUACCAAAAGACAUAUACAGCAGUGAUGUGUAUUAUGAUGUUAUGGAAUUUGCUGAAAAUUAUUUUAAUACUCACGAGAAAUCAUCUGAUGGUACUCUCAUUGCAACGUUAACUCGGAAAAAUAAAAAGCCUAACGAUCUAGUACCUAAAUAUGAAAUGGUUACAUUCUUGAGAGGAGACAAAAUCCCAUCAUCCCAUAUACACAUGUAUGAUCCCGAAAAUGUGAUUCUUUCUUGUCAUAUAUUUAGGGAAUUGUGCAAAUACAUGCGAGGAGAAUUGGGCGCAGAACGAGAAUUGCAAGCCAUGCAAUACAUAAUAGGACUUGGAAUUGAAAGAGAGGAACUGCGUGAUGAAAUUUUUAUCCAAUGCAUCCGUCAAACAACCAAUAACCCUAAUUCGGAAUGGAACGACAAGCUGUGGUUAUUGAUGUGUUUAGUUAUAGUUGCUUUCCAGCCUAGUAAACUCUUGUUUAGAUAUUAUGUAUCUUAUCUGAAGAAGAGUUUAGAAACGUUGGACGGCAAACUUAGGCAAUACGCGCAGUGGUGUUUUGAUAAUUGUAAAUGCACAAAGGUGUCAUCCAGGUUGUUCCCGCCCUCUAGUGUCGAAAUUGCCGCAAUGCGUCGGUUGGGUACCAUCGUAUGCCGCUUCUUUUUUCUAGACGGCCGUACAAAAGCCAUUGACGUACAUCCUACUGAUACAGCUGCAGAUGCGGUUGUGAAACUAGCGGAAAAACUAAAUCUUACUAAUACGGAAGGAUGGGCAAUUUUUCAAUCGAGACCUGACGGCGAAGAGCAUAUUAAAUCGUUUGAUUAUUUAUAUGACAUAAUAGCUGCAUGGGAGCUUAAACAGGUCAAAUCCCAAACAAUUUCAAAUGCAAACAGAAAAGUGGCUAACUGUUCUGGAUCAGGGGAAAACAGAUUUGUAUUCAAAAAGCGCCUCUUCAAAUCAACCCGAGAGUUGUCUCAGGAUCCCGUAGAAGUGAACUUGCUGUACGCUCAAGCUGUUUACAGUGUUGUUAAGUGCGAUGAAUUUCCUGUGAGCGAAAAGGUAGCUUUGCAGCUUGCAGGUCUUCAAGCGCAAGUGGCGUUAGGUGAUCCCUCUAAUCAACCAAAGCUAGAAUAUUAUAACGAUAUAAACAACUUUCUGCCAGAGCGAAUUUCUAAGACGAGAGAGCAGCAAUUUUGGAUUCCAAUUUUAGCUCAAGCUCAUCGUCAAUAUGGUGCUUCAAGAAACGAACUUACUGCCAAAGUAUUAUAUUUAAGUUGCGUCAUGCAAUACCCUCUGUAUGGAACGACAAUGUUCAACGUCAUUUACAAAGGCUACUGGAAUCAUGUAAACAACAUUAUCUUCGGCAUCAAUUACGAAGGGAUAAUGUUUAUUCAGCCAGAAGACAAGUAUAUUCUUUACCAGUUCAAGUAUUCAGAUAUUGAAUCAAUAAUGUUAGACCCAAGCGAUAGUUUCAUCACAAUAACACUAAACCGCCAAAUCCAUGACCGACAAAUAUCAAAACAAAGUGAAAAAGUUGUUAAUGUAACUAUAGAAGCACAAAGAUGUUUUGUUUUAGAAACUUCGCAAAAGAACGAAAUUGGUUCUUUAAUCAUUUCCUAUUAUCCAUCUUUGUCUAAUUGGAUCAUGAAUAAUUUUGAAAUAUCGAGAAAAACCAAAGGCAUAACAAACGAGGAUCGUACACGUCUUUAUCAAAACGUCGUUUUGUGUCGAAGGCAACUUGUCGAUUUGGAAAUUCUUCGUAGACCUCAGGAAACGAGUGGCGGAUUCUUUAGAAAUACUUUGCGAAAAUUGUCGAAACAUCGUUUAGAAAAAUUAAGAGCUGAGGAAGGAAGCAAUGUUCAAGAACACGGAGAAACUUACAAAGGAUUUCAUCAUUCCUUUUGGGCAUUCAGCAGACAACAAAUUUCUCAAAGUUUAAGCAGAAUAACUGAUCAAGACGAAUCAAUAAUGCUCCAAGUAUUUCAAGCUAUCUUAACGUAUUCAGGUUUGGGAAUAUCUGGUGAUACCAUUCAAAGGGCCGAAGAUGAACAUGUGACUAUUGUUCAAUCAAUAAUGGAUAAAUGUAUGAGAAAAGAGUCACUGAUCAAUGAGCUUUAUUUGCAAUUGAUUAAGCAAACGACCGAUCACCCAGACCCAAAUUCUAGGGUUAAUUUGCGACAUUGGGCUUUACUAUCACUUGCUUGUAGCGUCGUUUUGCCUCCAGUUAAGUCUAUUCGCAAAUACUUGAUUGGCCACUUAAAACGUUGUGCCAGUGACUAUAUAACUGAAGAAGGCAAAUUCGCGCGUUUUGCUGAAAAGUGUUUCUUUAAAACUCAAGGAACACGCAGACGACAAUGGCCGCCAAGUCGUGAAGAAAUUUUGUGCACUGUAAACAGAAGGCCUUGCUACGCUAGAUUUUAUUUUAUGGAUGGUCAAUUUUAUUCUAUUGAAUUUCAUCCGAGCUCGACUGCGUUGGAAGUAAUGGAAAUUAUAAAAAGAAAAAUUGGGUUGCAGCAGAAUUCAAUGGGUUACGCUAUUUACGAAGUACUGGGAAACACCGAAAGGAGCCUUUUGUUUGAAGAAAAGCUGGCGGACGUAAUGGCGAAGUGGGAAAAAUAUCGAAAUGCUAGUCAACAAGGAUUACUUGCAACGCCCAGUCUAUCUGCGAACACUUGCCGGCACUCCCACUACAUGUUUCUUUUUAAGAAGCAUUUGUUUUUCGAUGACUACAUAAAUUUAGAUGAUCCAGUUGAAAAGGAACUUUUAUAUCAUCAAGUAUUGCAUAGUUUAAGAAGUGAAAGGUUUCCGAUUAGUGAGAUAGAGGCUAUUAUGCUGACUGCUUUGCAAGGACAAUUGGAGACUGCUGAUUGCGGUGAAGUAAUACGUGAUUAUAGAGUUAUUGCAAGCCACUGUCUACCACCUCGUUUUGUUCCAAACAUACCCCACGAAGCUGUCGCAAUGCACCAUCAAAGUCUUCGCGGUAUGCUGCCAGCGGAAGCCAAAAAGUCGUUUUUAAAUUUAAUACAAAGUUGGCCGCUGCACCGAGCUACAAUAUUUGAUGUUAUGCAAUCGUUUACAUCGAAUUGGCCCCGUAUAUUAUGGCUUGCCGUAGAUCAAAAUGGCAUACAUUUAUUGGAACAUCGCUCACGAAAUGUUCUUUGUACACAUGACUAUGAGUCAAUCAUUUCAUAUUCACCAAAUAUGAAUUCAUUGAUGAUAUUUACGGGAACUGAGAAGAAGCAAUCAAAAGUUAUUUUAAGUACGUCACAGGCUUUUCAAAUUGCAACUCUUAUUAAAGAAUACUCGGAAAUUGUAAAAACAAGGAAGACCAUAUCCCAGAUGAUCAUUUAACCAGCAGAAGGCUAAAGCGCUCUCAUUAAAUAAAAUGUACAAUCCUAUAAAUAACAAGCAUACCCGUAAGAGUCAUUCCUGCACAAAAUUGAGCCAAACCUGUUAUAGAUAUCCGGUUCCACAAAAUGGACAUAUUAAAAUAAAUUCCACUAGAAAUAGACUAAUUUAUAAAUUAUAGUGGUUUAAAUAAUAAUUAAAAGGCACUAAAAAGCGUUCAUAUGCAACUUUCAACUAACCAUAAGCCAUCCUGUUAUUUUUACUUGCUGUUUGUUUUGUGUACCAUCUUAUGAACAUGCCUUACAAAUGAAAUAUCCUAUAGUGAGGGAUCUGAGCAAAUGAUUACAGCAACAGAAGAAACAAGGAACAACAUAUAGCUUAAAUUUCAUACAUCCCGUUUGACAACGCUUGGCUUGCCGACAAGCCAAAAAAAAAAAAAUGAAAGCAUUUCGAAAACAUAUUAAAAACAUAUUGUUAAAACUUGCAACUCAUUCCUAAAUUUAUUUAUUUCUAAGAUCAGAAUCCCGUAGCUGCUUUACAUUAUUGCAGCCUUGGUGCAUAUUUACAUUAGGUAGAAUUUACGAACAUACUAUACAUUAAAAUUGAAAACUGAAUUGCUUUUUGUUUUAUGUUUAUAUUAAGUUUAUUGAUACUAUAAACAAUAAAAUCGUUCGUCAUAAUGGAGCAGUCCUUGUGUAUAUGGCUGGAAUGGCUCUACUCAUGUAUGCAC